UUUCAUGUUUCCAUAUUUUCUAUUUGGAAGAAAUGUCACAGCGAUUCCAGCAAUUGGUUAUUUAUCGUUGAGUUAAAUUAUGCAAUAAACAGAUUGAACAAAGUUUGAGUUUAUUGCAGUAGUAGGUAAUUAUUGGUCUGGUUUGGUGAAAAGAUAUAGUGAGGAGUUUUCAACUCUACACCAAAUUGGCAAAUAUUAUGUAUCAUUGGCAAUUGAUCGUGACUGCCACGUCAUCACACACAUAUAGAGCAUGCAGCCAUGCACAGUAUUUCAAAGUUCAGUCAUCAUUGCCUACCAUCGCAUCGUAUGUUUAUUUACAAAAUUAAUUAAUUCAAGUGUACACACAGCACAAGUUCCCCACUCUCCACACCUCCAUCAUUAUUUAAAAUUAUACAUAGAAAAAACAUAUCCAUGUCAUGAUAUAUGACAGAACAGAACUAAGUCCAAAGUAUUUCAUAUAUAUAAAAAAUUGGAACAGCUGCACUGUUGACUGAUGUUUCCCGCCAAGUCCACGUGGCAGUGUGGACCCCAGACACAAGUCAAAGUCAUCCCUUCACUCUGCCCCCCUUUCUUUUUAAAGUCUGCUCAUUUUCUCACGCCUCGAUUUAAUUUGAUUCUGCCAUUUGUGAGCUUCAGUGAAGCAGCAGCAGCUCUGCUCUUUACUGAUCCUCACAAAAUUUUCAUCCAAUUCUCUAUUCAUCUUUUUUCUUAAUUCAUUUAUGGAAGAAUUAGGACACAACUUUGUCAAAAUCUCCGAGCAUGUCGUCACAACAGAUAAGCUCGCCGACCGCCGGAGGUCCGGCGGCCGUCGCCGCAAAGUCGUCAGAAUAAUAAUCGCCGACGCCGACGCCACUGAUUCGUCCGGCGACGAGUCGGACGGCGCCGUGCGCCGAGUCAGGAGACACGUGGCAGAAAUCAAGUUCAACGAUCCGCCGGCGAGGCUGGUUCCGGCCGGAAAACGGCAGUGGAAAUCGGCGGCCGACGCCGACGACGAGGCCCCCCGCCGGAAAAAAUUCCGCGGCGUGAGGCAGCGGCCCUGGGGGAGGUGGGCGGCGGAGAUUCGCGACCCGACCCGGGGAAAACGGGUCUGGCUGGGUACUUACGACACGCCCGAGGAGGCCGCCGCCGUUUACGACGGAGCCGCAGUGAGACUGAAAGGCCCCGACGCCGUCACAAACUUCCCGAGAGCCGCGGCGGCGACGGAAUCCGUGACUACGGCGGAGAGCGACGGCUUCUCCGACGCUGUCUUGUCGCCGACGUCCGUCCUGCGGUACGACGACGAGGCGGCGCCGCCGUCCGACGGGAGGUUGUACGACGUCGCUGGGUCGGAAGUGGACUGGGCGUUAACUUUCGCCUCCGCCGGCAACAAUUACGCCGAUGAGUUCGGCGAGCUCGACAUUGAUGACUUCAUCAAUGACCUCAGGUGACGUCAUCCUUGUCGGCUGUGGCCUCUCGUGAUUGGUCGGCAUUCUUGUGACGUGGCAAUGGCGGGAAAUGUCAACAAUGUUUCGCGGCGAUUUUUGAUAGGGGCUGUUUCGUAAAUUCUGCUUUCGAGGGGAUUUGCAGUAAUAUUUUUGUGAGUUGUUGUAACUAAACUUGAGUCAUUAAUAGAUGUAUUUAAGGGAAAAUAACAAAAGAAAUAUUAUUGGUGAAUAGUGUAAAUUUAAAGUUUUGGUGCACUUAAUCUCAAUUUUUAUAUAUAAAUAUAAAAAGUAUAUUGGAUUUAAUUA
Andrographis paniculata is the source of this 1730-nucleotide messenger RNA. Its product is annotated as pathogenesis-related genes transcriptional activator PTI6-like. Lineage: Eukaryota; Viridiplantae; Streptophyta; Magnoliopsida; Lamiales; Acanthaceae. The record is from RefSeq and is a predicted model, not a curated record. Gene Ontology annotation, molecular function: DNA binding; DNA-binding transcription factor activity. Bases 720 to 1427 code for a protein of 235 amino acids. The transcript has a single exon. Gene Ontology annotation, biological process: regulation of DNA-templated transcription.